Messenger RNA from Daucus carota subsp. sativus, 2666 nucleotides. RefSeq names its product methylcrotonoyl-CoA carboxylase subunit alpha, mitochondrial. Lineage: Eukaryota; Viridiplantae; Streptophyta; Magnoliopsida; Apiales; Apiaceae. The record is from RefSeq and is a predicted model, not a curated record. Bases 63 to 2261 code for a protein of 732 amino acids. Gene Ontology annotation, cellular component: mitochondrion. The transcript is spliced from 16 exons. Gene Ontology annotation, molecular function: metal ion binding; ATP binding; methylcrotonoyl-CoA carboxylase activity.
AAAAACACUUAAUAAACCAAGCAACCACUGCUAUUUGAAUACAAAAAGUUAAAACUCCUCCAAUGUCAUUACUAGCGGCAAUAAUUCGCCGGAAAUUUAACCGGAGCAGCAAUCACUUUGUAAUUCCGGCGAGACUUUACUCAACUAGAAGUGUUAAAAAUGUAAAGAUAGAGAAGAUAUUGAUAGCUAAUAGAGGCGAAAUUGCGUGUAGAAUCAUGAGAACGGCGAAGAGAUUAGGGAUUCGAACUGUCGCCGUUUAUAGCGAUGCUGAUAAGCACAGCCUGCACGUGAAAUCCGCAGAUGAAGCGAUCCAUAUCGGUCCUGCAGCAGCUCGGUUGAGUUAUCUUAAAGCUGAUUCUAUCAUUGAUGCUGCUCGCCGUACUGGCGCUCAGGCUAUACAUCCAGGCUAUGGCUUCUUAUCAGAAAGUUCUGCAUUUGCUCAACUUUGUGAAGACGAAGGUUUCACGUUUAUUGGACCUCCUGCUUCUGCAAUACGAGAUAUGGGUGACAAAAGUGCUUCGAAGAGAAUAAUGGGUGCAGCAGGUGUGCCACUUGUGCCUGGAUAUCAUGGGGAGCAACAAGAUAUUGAACUAAUGAAAUCAGAAGCAGAAAAGAUCGGCUACCCUAUCUUGAUAAAGCCAACACAUGGUGGAGGAGGCAAGGGUAUGAGGAUUGUUACAAAUCCAACUGAGUUUGUUGACUCAUUCUUAGGUGCACAACGUGAGGCUGCUGCUUCGUUUGGUGUUAAUACAAUCUUGCUGGAGAAAUACAUUACAAAACCAAGGCAUAUUGAAGUCCAGGUGUUUGGGGACAAACAUGGUAACGUUGUGCACUUGAAUGAGAGGGACUGUAGUGUGCAGAGAAGACACCAGAAGAUAAUCGAAGAAGCCCCAGCUCCAAAUAUUAUGAGAGACUUCCGCUCUGAACUGGGUGAAGCAGCGGUAUCUGCUGCAAAGGCAGUUGGUUAUUUUAAUGCUGGAACUGUUGAGUUCAUUGUUGAUACUAUCACAGGGAAGUUUUAUUUCAUGGAAAUGAAUACACGUCUUCAGGUUGAACAUCCUGUUACUGAGAUGAUUGUUGGUCAAGAUCUCGUAGAGUGGCAGAUUCGUAUUGCAAAUGGAGAACAUCUUCCUAUGAGUCAGUCUGAGGUGCCCUUAUUAGGUCAUGCUUUUGAAGCCCGAAUAUAUGCUGAAAACGUUCCCAAAGGAUUUCUUCCAGCAACCGGUGUUCUCCACCAUUAUCGUCCUGUUACCGAAUCAUCAACAGUUAGGGUUGAGACUGGGGUUAAAGAAGGAGAUGAUGUGAGCAUGCACUAUGAUCCCAUGAUUGCUAAGCUUGUUGUUUGGGCAGAAAACCGUGCUGCAGCAUUAGUUAAACUGAGAGAUUGCUUAUUCAAAUUUCAGGUUGCAGGGUUGCCUACCAACAUAGAUUUUAUAUUGAAACUUGCUAAUCAUGAGGCUUUUAAAAAUGGUGAUGUGGAAACACAUUUUAUUGAGAAUUUUAGAGAUGACUUGUUUGUCGAUCCAAAUCAUAUGAAAUUAGCUAAGGAAGCAUAUGAUGCUGCAAAAACAAGUGCAAUUCUUGUAGCUGCUUGCUUCUGUGAAAAGGAACAUGUUUCUAUAAGGAAAAGUCCUCCUGGUGGCCUCUCCAUUUGGUAUUCUAAUCCUCCUUUCAGAGUCCAUCAUAGAGCUACACGUACAUUUGAACUUGAGUGGGAGAAUGACAUCUUUGACAAAGACUCAGAGAUUUUGACACUUUCUAUCAUUUAUCAGCAUAAUGGAAAGUAUCUUAUCAAGACUGGAGACAGCAGCUGUCCUGCUCAGGAGAUCCGGGUGGAGCACUUGGGCAACGAUGAUUUUAGGACUGAAGUUGAUGGUGCUUGCAUAAACAUCAGCUUAGGUGCCUAUUUCAAGGAUCAAAAUGAGCACAUUCAUAUUUGGCAUGGUUCACAUCAUCAUCAUUUCAGACGGAAAAUCCAUCGUGUUCUAUUGGAUGAUGAUACAACCCAAUGGAAGCCCAUAUCUGGCCUGGUAUCUCAUGAGCGUGGAGCUGUCGUCGCCCCUAUGGCCGGUUUAGUGGUUAAAGUACUGGUCGAAAAUGGGAUGAGAGUCGAGGAAGGGCAACCUAUAUUAGUAUUAGAAGCAAUGAAGAUGGAGCAUAUCGUAAAGUCCCAAACCGCUGGGCUUGUUAGUGGCCUUCAAGUCAACGUGGGUCAACAGGUCUCGGAUGGUUUUGUUCUCUUCAGUGUUAAGGACGAAUGAGAUGGUGACAUCAUACUCUCAUGAUAAAUCUUACUUUGAUGGGCUCCAGUCAUAAAUAAAUGCUGUGAUAAUGAUGGAAAAAAUCCAAUUAAUUGUCUUUGCUAGAAGUGUUUUAGCAUUCUGGUAUUUUCCAUGAAGAGGAAUUAGACUCAUUUUGGGUUCAGAUCACUGUCCAGUUCAGUGGUUCUUAUCCGACAAAGGAAAUGCAGUUUUUUUUUAUGAAAAGAACACAUUAUUAUUCCUUACAUUAAUUGUACAGGAAAUGUGAAAUGAAACAAUAGCAUAGGCCAAAUACCUUGUCCAGGUUUUACUCCCUGUGGAUGUGAAAGACUCCUGCCCCUGUAGUUCCUACCAAUCAAUUGGAAUCUAAGUUAUGGUAUAUAUUUAACACCUCUAUUCUCUGUA